This is a messenger RNA of Micromonas commoda, 270 nucleotides long. RefSeq names its product carbohydrate-binding module family 20 protein. The record is from RefSeq and is a predicted model, not a curated record. Lineage: Eukaryota; Viridiplantae; Chlorophyta; Mamiellophyceae; Mamiellales; Mamiellaceae. Gene Ontology annotation, molecular function: starch binding. Gene Ontology annotation, cellular component: membrane. The transcript has a single exon. The annotation marks the transcript as partial.
GUGACGUUCGGCAUCAGGGCGGAGUUGGACUACGGCGAGGCCCUGAUCGUGGUCGGAGGCGCCAAGGAGCUCGGGUCGUGGGAACCCGAGAGCGGAUUCGCGCUCACGUGGUCCGACGGGAACGUCUGGCAGGGCGACCUCGCCACGCUCACCAACGAUGCGCCCGAGAACUCGGUGCACUCCACCGCGGUCGAGUUCAAGCUCGUGGUGGUCAAGCCCGACUGGGGCGGGUACUGGUGGGAGGAGGGUGAGAACAGGCUCAUCGACAUG